CUGCUCGUAGCUGUCUACCGUCGUAUCGUCGAUAGUCGUAUUGUGACCUCGAGCCCCUGGAAGAAGUGCAUCUAUCCCUGUGGCGUCCUCUUUGCUGCCCUACAGAAGGCGAGGUCGGUUUCGAUACUGGUACUGAGGCUCUCAGAUCCUCCAGUGAGUUCUUGCGACUUGGAUUACUGCCGGGUGGCACAGACAGUGUUCAUUUCCCUGUCGAGGUUCUUUCGCGAUCAAUGAUAAUGUGGAAGACAUCAGCGCAACAACCCGACGAACGGACGAGGCAUCCGGUCGUCAACAUGAUGUCAAAGUUCUCAAACACACAGAAACAGCCCGAGCCGUCCUUGCCAUUCCUAGAGAGAGCAUUGAAGCAGUCAUUGCAUUCACCAACCUUCCUCGAUGUCAAAUUCUUCGCGUUCUCGCGCAGGUCGUAUCUGGGAGACGGUUCAAUCAGAGUAGACAGGCCGCAACAUGUCCUCGCGAUCAGCUCCGUGCUGAAGCAAACCGACUACUUCGAGAACUUGCUCUCUGGCGGUUUCGCAGAAUCGAAUGCCGUUCGCGUACCCAUCGACGCGCCAUUCCCCGACGACAGGGCCCCCUUCAGCGACGAGUACGAUUAUGACUCAGAUAGCGACCUCGACGAUGAAGAGGCGCCUGACAACGACAUGGACAUUGUCAAGAUACACUCCCAAGGGGAAGGGAGUGUAGCUGGGCCAAGCGGAUCCAACUCUGGUAACCUAGCCUAUGGCGGGGUGCAGUGCCAACAGAUCAUCAUCACAGAUGUAGCCUACCUGACAUGGCGUGCCUUCGUCUUCUAUCUGUACUUCGGCAAAGUCAAUUUCCUCCCGCUUAAGUCCACCCAGGACGAGGACAGAGCAGCGGAGCUAGAGCGGGCGCUCAAUAAUGAGAACGCUGUGCCCCCUUGCUCACCCAAGUCAAUGUACAGAUUGGCAGAGAAGUAUGGCAUUGUCGAGCUGCAAACCCUUGCUUAUGAAGCCAUCCGCAUCCGGCUUUCCACGAAGAACAUCGUUCAGGAAGUCUUCUCGCGAUUCACAUCGAGGUACGAACGGGUGCGCGAGCUAGAAAUAGCUUUCGUGCGGUCGCAUUACUCCGAGCUUGGAGAUGCUCUCUCGUCUAUCACCGAACGGCUCGUGCAGGGCGAGCUACCCUACGCCGGGGAGGUGCUCAAGACCCUGCUCCACGUCAAUGAACCCAGCGUCAGCAAUUCUACUACCAAAGGACAGAGCAGCUCAGCAGCCUCCGUGGCGAGUAAGCCCGUACGACCGCCGUCGCACCUCCUGCCUUCGCCUCGGCGGGCGCAGUCAAGAGGCAACGUAGCCCCGCCGCCGUUUAGGUCGAACUACCACACGCUCUUCGGCCAACAAGAGGGCGCUGCGAAUGUGGGCGCGGCGCCGAUGAUGACGUCGACAUCUGGUGGGGCGGGCUCGAGUACAUCGCACAGCGUAUCGGCGACCCCGGUGUGGUACAGCUUCACAGCGCCAGGCGAUGACGAAGAUGAUUUAUGAUAGCACUGGCACUGACGAGUAGUGGAUAGAGCGGAUCAUGUACUAAUAUUCCCCAUGUAACACUCCGGACCUGGUGUUG
Rhodofomes roseus is the source of this 1599-nucleotide messenger RNA. RefSeq lists its product as uncharacterized. Gene Ontology annotation, cellular component: cytoplasm. The transcript has 7 exons. Gene Ontology annotation, molecular function: ubiquitin protein ligase binding. NCBI's taxonomy places the organism in Eukaryota, Fungi, Basidiomycota, Agaricomycetes, Polyporales, Fomitopsidaceae. The record is from RefSeq and is a predicted model, not a curated record. The coding region runs from base 231 to 1520 and encodes 429 amino acids. Gene Ontology annotation, biological process: regulation of proteolysis; proteasome-mediated ubiquitin-dependent protein catabolic process.